Manis pentadactyla (Chinese pangolin) is the source of this 4361-nucleotide messenger RNA. It is a transcript of the gene SNX2, whose product is annotated as sorting nexin 2. Gene Ontology annotation, biological process: early endosome to Golgi transport; intracellular protein transport. NCBI's taxonomy places the organism in Eukaryota, Metazoa, Chordata, Mammalia, Pholidota, Manidae. Gene Ontology annotation, molecular function: phosphatidylinositol binding. The transcript is spliced from 16 exons. The coding region runs from base 52 to 1605 and encodes 517 amino acids. Gene Ontology annotation, cellular component: retromer complex; endosome membrane; endosome. The record is from RefSeq and is a predicted model, not a curated record.
ACGUGACAGGGCCGCCCGGCCCCGCUCGCGCAGUCGUCCGGGCGAGCGAAGAUGGCGGCUGAGAGGGAACCUCCUCCGCUGGGGGACGGGAAGCCCACCGACUUUGAGGAGCUGGAGGAAGGAGAAGACCUGUUCACCAGCACUGUCUCCACCCUAGAGUCAAGUCCAUCAUCUCCUGAGCCAGCUAGUCUUCCUACAGAAGACGUUAGUGCAGACUCCAAUGGUCCCAAACGGGCCGAAGCUGUGCUAGAUGAUGACAGAGAAGAUCUUUUUGCAGAAGCCACAGAAGAAGUUUCUCUGGACAGUCCCGAAAGGGAACCUAUCUUCUCCUCAGAACCGUCUCCUGCAGUCACGCCUGUGACACCUACUACACUCAUUGCACCCAGAAUUGAAUCAAAGAGUAUGUCUGCUCCUGUGAUCUUUGAUAGAUCCGGGGAGGAGAUUGAAGAAGAAGCAAAUGGAGAUGUUUUCGAAAUUGGUGUAUCAGAUCCAGAGAAAGUUGGAGAUGGCAUGAAUGCUUACAUGGCAUAUAGAGUAACAACAAAGACUUCUCUUCCCAUGUUCAGUAAGAGUGAAUUUUCAGUUAAAAGAAGAUUCAGUGAUUUUCUUGGUUUGCAUAGCAAGUUAGCAAGCAAGUAUUUACAUGUCGGUUAUAUUGUGCCACCAGCUCCAGAAAAGAGUAUAGUAGGCAUGACCAAAGUCAAAGUGGGUAAAGAAGAUUCAUCAUCCACUGAGUUCGUAGAAAAACGGAGAGCAGCCCUUGAAAGGUAUCUUCAAAGAACAGUAAAGCAUCCAACUUUACUACAGGAUCCUGACUUAAGGCAGUUCUUGGAAAGUUCAGAGCUGCCUAGAGCAGUUAAUACACAGGCUCUGAGUGGAGCAGGAAUAUUGAGGAUGGUGAACAAGGCUGCCGACGCUGUCAACAAAAUGACAAUCAAGAUGAAUGAAUCGGAUGCAUGGUUUGAAGAAAAGCAACAGCAAUUUGAAAAUCUGGAUCAGCAACUUAGGAAACUUCAUGCCAGUGUUGAAGCCUUGGUCUGCCAUAGAAAAGAACUUUCAGCUAACACAGCUGCCUUUGCUAAAAGUGCUGCCAUGUUAGGUAAUUCUGAGGAUCAUACUGCUUUAUCUAGAGCUCUGUCUCAGCUUGCCGAGGUUGAGGAGAAGAUAGACCAGUUACAUCAAGAACAAGCUUUUGCUGACUUUUAUGUGUUUUCAGAACUACUUAGUGACUACAUUCGUCUCAUUGCUGCAGUGAAAGGUGUGUUUGACCAUCGAAUGAAGUGCUGGCAAAAAUGGGAAGAUGCUCAAAUUACUUUGCUCAAAAAACGUGAAAUUGAGGCAAAAAUGAUGGUUGCUAACAAACCAGAUAAAAUACAGCAAGCUAAAAAUGAAAUCAGAGAGUGGGAGGCAAAAGUGCAACAAGGAGAAAGAGAUUUUGAACAGAUCUCUAAAACAAUUCGAAAAGAAGUGGGAAGAUUUGAGGCAAAACGGGUGAAAGAUUUUAAAACUGUUAUUAUCAAGUACUUAGAAUCACUAGUACAAACACAACAACAGCUGAUAAAAUACUGGGAGGCAUUCCUACCUGAAGCCAAAGCCAUUGCCUAGCACGAAGGGUCAAGAUCUUGUGAUCAUGGACCAGAACUGUCUUUAAGUUUCCUGUGGGAUACACGUUCUUCCAGUCUCUGCCAGCCUACAACUGGCUGCUAAAACAAGAAAAGAACUCAUCACAGUUCUAUGCACAGAAAUUAUUGGUAGACUACCUACGGACUACAGAUAAUGUCCAAAUUAUCCAGAAUCUGGUCUCAAACUACUUUUCCUGCCUUGAUCUCACCCCUUACCUUCACCCAGCUUUUGCUCUAAUCACAUGAUGUCCCUGUCUUUUGAGCAUGCUGUCUCUCUUCUGGUCAUUGGGAUUGUUGAGGUUCCUUUGUCUGAGUUCCUUUUUCCCUGUUAUUAGCAAUUGUUUGAAUAGUAUCCAUUUAUUAAACUUGAAAGCCAAAAGUCCACAUCUUCCAUAUAUCCUUAGUCUCCUAAGGAAGGAGGCAAGGAAGCUCUCUCAUCUCUCAGGAGGACUCUAGUAACACUUUGCACCUUUCAACUGUAGUAUCUACCUUGCAUUAUAAUUGUCUGGUCCUACUGCUUUGCCCAGGCUGUUUGCAUCUUGAGGAAUGACUGCCCUUGUUAUUUCUUGUAGAGUCUGCUGUGGCACGGCCAACAGAGUGAAGGAGUGACUGGGAACAUGGUAAUGCACAUAGCCUGCCAGUUUGAACUCUGGCUCAAUCUACACCAUUGACUUUGAGCCCACUUAUUUUUCUCUAAACUGUAGUUUCCUUAUCUGUAAACUGGAAAGUAAUCAUAGUACCUAUUUAGGUCCUUCUUAAGGGGAUUAAGGUAAUUUAUAUGAAUUUUUCAGCAAGUGCCUAAUUUUCAGCAAUUUAUAUGAAUUUUUCAGCAACUAAGCAUCCAUUGUUUCCUGAAUUAUACCUCAGUCAGUCUAAACAAAGUACCUGCAUUUUGAUUGUGUCACUAGUGUUUAGGGCUUCUUCAAAAUAAUGGGUGUAUGCUUGAAAAGGGUCUGAAUGGGCUUACUGGGAAGGUUCCCUUUGCAGAACAGUCUGCUCCUGAAAUCUCUUGGAGUCCUGGAGCUGAGGAUCAGAGGUGAAGGGGGAAAAUGAGUAGUCAAAAUCAGUGACAGAAGUUUAGAACUACUCCCACUAAAAAGAUACUCCAGUUAAAUGAGUCUUGUCAGGAAAUGAGCUACAGACCUUUAAAGAAGCCUGGGAACAGUGGAAAAGAAGGGUGAUAGGGUAAUGUGGCAAUUGCUUAGAAAAGAGUAGUUUAUUUCCACACUCAAACACAUAACCCUAAAUGUGUGCUAAGGGAAGUAGUAAUGCAGGAAAAAAAGAUCGUGAUGACAAUGGAGCAGCAGUCAUCCAGCCCAGUGAUGGUGAGGGUCUGGCCACUGCAGUGGAAGUAGAAAAGGAGAUAGCUUAGGAAAAUGGAAAUAAACAGGCAACUUUCAUUCAUUCAUUCAUUGAGUAAGCCGCUGCGCAGUCUCUACUACGUGUCAGGCACGGAAGCAAUGGUUUGGGUGUCAGAAAAGGACAAGGCAGUUGUUGGGGGUGAUGCCCAGGUUUCUGGCUUUGUUGACAGAAUACUGUCGCUUUGAUUGACAUAGUACGUGUAGGCUGGAAGGAAGGUGAAAUGCAUAGGGGCCUGUUGUUUUUAAAGUGCCUUUGGACAGCCAACAUGAAAAUGUAUGAAAACAGAAGCCAGAUGAGAUUACUGCAUCAUCAACUCAGAAAUGCAAAAAUGCUCCAUGCCUUAAAACCAUGAGUAUUAAUGAAGUCAUUCUCAGAGAACAAAGAGAACGAGAUGAGCCUGUUGUGGACAAAAUUAGUUUUACAAUGGGUAAAACUAGUAUCUAAGGGAUGAAUGGAAGUGACUAAGUCAGGUAGAAGGAAAGAGCCUCACAGAAAGAAGUAGGGUUGUUCCUCUGAACAAAAAGGAAGGGGGGAGGGGUGUACUUGGAAAUAAAGCAGGAACACUUUUAUUUUGCUGGUGAAACAGGAAAUUAAGCCAUCAUCAGGGAGUGAGGUUAGCAAGAAAGCCAGAGAAGACUGGAGGCCAGAGAAGACAAGGCCAAAGAAGAAUGUCCAUCUGUGCGUAAAACUGUUAAUACUCCAGAAUCUCUCGCCUGGCUUUAGUGCAUCUCCAUAUAAACAGGGGUUCCUAAGGGGUGGAGAGAGAGAGAGUCCAUCUCCAUAUCAGUGGGUAAUUUCCUGGGCGACCUAGGGUUUACCUGAACCUGAGAGGUUGGGAGAAGGUUUGGCUUGCUUGUGCCGGAGCGGAGAGAUGGCCCCUGGACCACAGUUUGUAAGCAAUAAACGGGUGUUAAACUUUGUUUCUCCCUUUGACUGAUUUCGGUUUCAGCUACGUAUUUUGCUCUGGGAUUUCCUCUCCCCGGAGUUACACCGUCUUUAGAAAACAACAGAGAUGAUGAGUAAGAGGAGUAUUGAUGACUAGUAGCUUUCAAGUGAGUUUGGAAAUCAUGAAUUUACAAUGAAGCAAUCCAAGGAAAGCUUCUGUUUGUUCAGCAGGACCUACAACAUUGUUGGACUCUUUCAGGAUCAGGGAUUGUUGGUGGAUGUGAGAGAAAGUCAAGAGGAAAGGGACUUGAAAUAAAAAUUUUAAGGAGUAGAGAUAAAAUAAAGCUAGAGAGGUGACAGGCACAAAUUGGGGGAUGUAGAUGUGAAAAGGUGAAAGAAUAGAUUUUCUGGAAAUAAGGGACUAGGAGAGAAAGUAGUGAAAGAAGGAAACCUAAGUUUCAGAAAUGAUAUUGACUUUUAGUGUAUUGACAC